AAGUGUGACUGGUCCAUGGAUCAGCCUGGAAACUUCAUCAGUGGAGGAGGAAUCUCUAAAUUACGAACUGAAUCACAGAGGGCAGUUUCUCCAGCUCCCAGCAGUGUGUCUAUGGAGAGUGACUGGUCCAUGGAGCAGCCUGGAAACUUCAUCACUGGAGGAGGAAGCUCUGAGCCUCGAAGUGAAACACAAAGGACAGUUUCUCCAGAGCCCAGCUGUGUGUCUCUGAAAAGUGACUGGUCCAUGGAUAAUCCUACAGACUUCUGCAAUGAAGCUGUGACCUCUGACCUAAAAACUGAAACACAGAGGGCAGUUUCUCCAGCUCACAGCAGUGUGUCUAUGGAGAGUGACUGGUCCAUGGAGCAGCCUGGAAACUUCAUCAGUGGAGAAGGAAGCUCUGAGCCUCGAAGUGAAACACAGAGGACAGUUUCUCCAGAGCCCAGCUGUGUGUCUAUGAAAAGUGACUGGUCCAUGGAUAAUCCUACAGACUUCUGCAAUGAAGCUGUGACCUCUGACCCAAACAUCAAAAAGAAGAAAAGUUAUAGUAUUCCAAUGGCUAAACUGGAUCACAUAUUCAAGAAGCUGCGGCAGAAAUUUAUUUCACUGGUGGAGAAUGAACUGAACACAUUUAAGAAGCUCCUGAGUCCAGAUUACCCAGCAUGCCCUGAGAAAGAGGUGGAUGAUGAUCAGAGAGAGGGACUGCUGGAGAUCACAUUACACAUCUUGAGGAACAUGAAGGAGACAGACCUCGCUAACACUCUACAGAGCAAAUUGGCCCCAGCUAGUCAUCGAAAGCUCAAAUCCAACCUGAGAGAUAAAUGUCAGAGAAUUAAUGAAGGAAUCUCAGACCAUGGAAACUCAGCUUUUCUAAAUGAAAUCUACACAGAGCUCUACAUCACAGAGGGAGGGACUGGAGAGGUCAAUCAGGAACAUGAGGUGAAUCACAUUGAAGCUGCAUCCAGAAAAACAGCAACACAGGAGAUUUCAAUCAAAUGUCAUGACAUAUUUAAACCAUUAACAGUACAAAACCAGCCCAUUAGAACUGUACUGACUAAAGGAGUUGCUGGAAUUGGAAAAACAGUCUCUGUGCAGAAGUUCAUUCUGGACUGGGCUGAAGGAAAGGAAAAUCAGGAUGUUCUUUUCAUAUUCCCACUUCCCUUCAGAGAACUGAAUCUGAUAAAGAAGAAGAAGCUCAGUCUGGUGAAUCUUCUCCAGCACUUCUUCCCAGAAACACAAGAUUUAAAACCAAGACACUAUAAAUGCUUUAAAAUCAUGUUCGUCUUUGAUGGGCUUGAUGAGUGUCGUCUGCCUCUAGAUUUCAAGAACAACGAGAAGUUGGUGGAUAUAGAAAAACAAACCUCAGUAGAUGUUCUACUGACAAACCUCAUCAAGGGGAAUAUGCUUCCCUCUGCUCUCCUCUGGAUCACCUCACGACCAGCAGCAGUUGGUCAGAUCCCUCCUGAGUGUGUUGAUCAGGUCACAGAAGUGCGGGGUUUCGGUGACUCUCAGAAGCAGGAGUACUUCAAGAAGAGAAUCAGUGACCGGAACCUGGCCAACAAAGUUUUCACACACAUCAAGUCUUUAAGAAGCCUCUACAUCAUGUGCCACAUACCUGUCUUCUGCUGGAUUGCAGCCACUGUUCUUGAGAAAAUGCUCAGUGACACUGAGAGAAAGGAAACCCCCAAAACCUUGACACAGAUGUUUACACACUUUCUGAUUGUUCAGAUUAAACACAUGAGCCAGAAAUACAGUGGAAAACUGAACUUGAUCCUUGUCAAGCUAAAAAAAAGUAUCCUGGCUCUGGGGAAACUUGCUUUUCAGCAGCUCGAAAAAGGAAACCUGAUUUUCUAUGAGGAAGACCUAAGAAAGAGUGGCAUUGAUGUUAGGGAAGUGUCAGUGUACUCAGGAGUGUGCACCCAGAUCUUCAGAGAGGAACAUGAGCUGCACCUGGGCAAGGUCUUUAGCUUUGUACAUCUGAGCGUUCAGGAGUUCCUUGCUGCUUUAUAUGCGUUUCUCAAUAAAAAAGAUAUGAAUCCAAAAAACACUGAUCAGCAAACUACUAAACUGUCCAAACUUUUCAGCAGAUUGGCAAUGACUGAUUUCCUCAAGAGUGCAGUGGACAAAGCCUUACAGAGUGAGAGUGGACACCUGGACCUGUUCCUUCGUUUCCUUCUGGGUCUCUCGCUGGAGUCUAAUCAGACUCUCUUACGAGGCAUACUGACACAUACAGAAAGGAGCCCUCACAGCAAUGAAGAAAUCAUCAAUUACAUCAAGCAGAAGAUUGAGGAGAAUCCUACUCCAGAGAAAUCCAUCAAUUUGUUCCACUGUUUGAAUGAACUGAAUGAUCAUUCUUUAGUGCAGGAUGUUCAGAAAUACAUUAGGAGAGGUGCUCACCAUCAUCUUCAUCAGGCCAGUCUCUCUCCUGCUCAAUGGUCAGCUCUCGUGUUUGUGUUGCUGAACUCAGAGAAAGAGCUGGAUGAGUUUGACCUCAGUAAAUAUGAUCCAUCAGAGGAGUGUCUUCUAAGGCUGCUGCCAGUAGUCAAAUCAUCCAGAAGAGCUAUACUAGCUUCAUGUAAUAUUGGAGAGAAAACAUGUGAAAAUCUGGGAUUAGUUUUAAACCUGGAAAACUCCUCCUUAAAAGAGCUGGACCUCAGUAAUAAUGAUCUGCAGGAUUCAGGAGUGGAGCUGCUCUCUGCUGGACUGAAGAGUUCACACUGUAAACUUCAGAUUCUCAGAUUAUCUGGUUGUAUGAUCACAGAAAAAGGCUUUUCUUCUCUUGCCUCAGCUCUGAGUUCAAACCCCUACCACCUAAAAGAAUUGGAUCUGACUUUCAACCACCCAGAAGAAUCAGGAGUGAAGCUGCUUUCUGCUAGACUGGAGGAUCCACACUGCAAAUUGGAGACACUCAGAGUGGAACAUGGAGGGAAGAUCAGAAUGAAACCAGGUCUAAAGAAAUGGGCCUGUGAUCUUACACUGGAUCCAAACACAGCACACACAAAUCUCUGUCUGACUGAGGGGAACAGAAAGGUGGAGUGGGUGAGGGAGGAACAGCCGUAUCCUGAUCUUCCAGAGAGGUUUAAUCACUGGGAGCAGGUGAUGAGUAGAGAGAUCCUAAGCGGACGCUGUUACUGGGAGGCUAAGUGGAAUGGAGAAGAAGUUGAUGUGGCUUUAACUUAUAAAACCAUCAGCAGAAAAGGAGACAGAUCAGACUCUAUGUUUGGACAGAAUGUAAAUUCCUGGAAUCUGAGCUGUUCUGAUAAAGGUUACACUGUUUAUCACAACAAAAACGGCACUGAUCUCCCUCCUCCUUCCUCUGGCUCUGGGCGAGUAGGAGUGUAUGUGGACUGUGCGGCCGGCACUCUGUCCUUCUACAGUGUCGCCUCUGACACACACACACUCACACACUUACACACAUUCAACACCACAUUCACUCAACCCCUCUAUGCAGGGUUUUGGUGUGAUCAAGGCUCUUCAGUGUCUGUGUGUAAGAUAGAAUAACCCCUGGUGUCUGUGUGUGUGUCUGUGGUUCAGAGCACAAUAGAAACACAAGCUGUAUAAAUUGGUAAAAAUAAAUAAAUAAAUAAUUAACAGUACUCAUAAUCAUAAUAAUCACAUAAUCAUUAAGUAAUAACUCAAUUAAAUAUUAAUAUUGAUGUAAUAGAUUCUGCUUCUGACUUUUGUGUUCAGUACUGGGAUCUCCAAUGAUGUACAUAUAGAUAAUAUAAUCAGUAUAUUAAUGACUCUUGUGAGGAGUGAUUGCAAAAUAAAGGUAUACAUUUUGGUGUUAUUUUAAAAAUUGCUUACAUGCUAACAAAACAUUUUUUCAAGGAGUGGCUGCUAAUGAUAUGCUGCAUAAAUGUAAUUCUAAUCAGUAAGGUUGAACUUGUCGAAGGGGGUCUGUACAGGGGUGGAUUCACUAUUUAAGAAGAUUUGACCUCUCUGUCUUGUGGGAGAGGUAUAAGCUAUGAUGUACACAAAACUGUCAUGGCCAGAUCCAGCUUGGUGAUGUUUUUUUUUUUUUUAAAUGUAUCAAUUAAUGUUGCAAUAUGGAGAAUACAUUUCAGUCAGUGUGCAGCACUAGUGAUGUGUGUGGUGUUUGAUCAUUCACUUAUUGUCAUUCUGACAAAAUAUGCCCUGUUUUUCUUAAGCAUUCGUAAAAAACUGUUACACGAUUAUAUUGAUAUCAGACAGUGUUGUGUGUAUUUUAUUGUAUUGUCCAUAUCUU
This is a messenger RNA of Astyanax mexicanus (Mexican tetra), 4225 nucleotides long. Its product is annotated as NLR family CARD domain-containing protein 3. The record is from RefSeq and is a predicted model, not a curated record. Lineage: Eukaryota; Metazoa; Chordata; Actinopteri; Characiformes; Acestrorhamphidae. Gene Ontology annotation, molecular function: protein binding.